AUGGCAGGGGAACUGUUGAUCGGAUGUUUGGUUCUUCACGUUUUCGCUCUCGGUGCUCAGUGUGACUUUCCCUUCCGGAACAUUUCCUUGUCAUGGGAUGAGCGGGUGAACGACCUUGUAGGCAGGCUCACCCUGGAUGAGAUUGUCCCACAGAUGGCUAAAACUCGACCGGCUCCAGCUAUAGAUCGCUUAGGGAUUAAAGCGCACGAUUGGGACACGGAAUGUUUGCGGGGUGAUGUCGACGCGGGAGACGCUACGUCAUUUCCACAGGCGCUAGGUUUGGCAGCAACUUUCAGUCCCAGCAUUAUUUUCCGUGUUGCGGAAGCAACAUCCGUAGAAGUGCGAGCCAAGUACAACAACUACACUAAGUACGACGUACACGGUUAUCACAAGGGCAUCAGCUGUUUUAGUCCCGUUAUCAACAUCAUGAGACAUCCUUUAUGGGGAAGAAAUCAGGAAACCUAUGGUGAGGAUCCGUUCAUGAAUGGUCUGUACGCUCAGCAUUUCGUGGCCGGCUUACAGGGAGAUCACCCACGUUACGUCAGAGCCAAUGCCGGAUGUAAACACUUUGACGUUCACGGUGGUCCAGAGAGCUAUCCCGUCACUAGAUUUUCAUUUGACGCCAAGGUGUCUACCCGAGAUUGGCGAUUGACGUUUCUCCCGGCUUUUCGAAUGUGUGUUGAGGCAGGAACUUACAGCUUGAUGUGCAGUUAUAAUAGGAUUAACGGAGUUCCAGCGUGCGCGAACAAGAAGUUACUUACGGAUGUGCUGCGCGGUGAAUGGGGGUUCACGGGUUACGUGAUCAGUGAUGAAGGCGCGAUAGAGAACAUCGUCAAUGCUCAUCAUUACCUAAACACCAGUGUCCAAACAGUGGCCGCAUGUGUCAAUGCCGGAUGUAGUUUAGAACUGGCUCCUGCGAAAAUUGAAGACAGUGAUUUUUUCUCUCAUAUGGCCCAGGCUGUUCAAGAAGGAAUGCUUACCAUGAACACUGUCAAAGAGAUGGUGAAGCCUCUGUUCUACACCAGACUGAGGCAGGGAGAGUUUGACCCACCGGAAAUGAACCCCUAUAACAGGAUUGAUCUGACGGUCAUCGAGAGUGAACCUCAUAUCGCCCUCUCCAGAGAGGCAGCCGUCAAGUCCUUCGUUCUUCUGAAGAACAACAACUUUUUACCGAUAAACACUCCGAGCCAAUAUGAAAAGGUUUCGGUUGUCGGCCCAAUGUCGAACAAUGCCAGUCAGUUGUUUGGGGACUACCCUCCAAACAGUCCUCAUGACUAUAUCGUAACCCCAUACGUGGGUCUUAAAUCCAUCUGGCCUACCCUCAGCAUGACCAAUGGCUGCUCGGUCACAGAGUGUACGGAUUACAACAGCGGUGAUGUGGAAAAGGCGGUCUAUGGAUCCAAUAUUGUGUUUGUCUGUCUUGGCACAGGUCAGUCUAUUGAGCGUGAGGGACAUGACAGGAUGAACGUGAAUCUCCCAGGAUCUCAACUUCAGCUUUUACAAGAUGUUGUUAAGUAUGCUAAUGGCGUCCCAGUGGUUCUGCUCAUGUUUAACGCCGGACCUCUUGACAUCACAUGGGCGGACCAGAACGAGGCCGUCAGCUCCAUCAUCGCUUGCUUCUUCCCGGCUCAGGAGACCGGAAAUGCUCUACAUCAGGUUCUUCUGGGAGAGGAAAGCCCUGCUGGCAGACUUCCGUACACAUGGUACCGUUCCGCCAGUCAGACCCCUGAAAUCACGAAUUACACGAUGUCCGAGCGUACCUACCGUUACUUUACCGGAGACCCCCUAUACCCGUUCGGCUAUGGUCUAUCCUAUACCAACUUCACCUACACGGAUAUCACUAUUGGCAGUUCAUCAAUACAGGCUGGUGAGCCUCAAACCGUGUCCGUUACUCUCCACAACUCUGGACCUACCAUUUCUGAUGAGGUAGUCCAGGUGUACAUAUCAUGGGUAAGCCCGAGUACCACGAUGCCACAGUUACAACUGGUCGGCUACGAUCGCCUGCGGCAGUUUAGCCCCCUCGUGACGUCACUGACAGUCAAGUUUGUGAUUGAUCCCCGCCAGAUGGCGCAAUGGGAUGACUCGACAGAACAGUUUUUCAUUGAACCAGGAGAGAUUCGUGUGUACGCCGGAGGUCAGCAGCCGAACCAGAAGAGAACCGUCAACUCCAAUGUCCUAGAGAGUAGCUUCCAGAUCACCGGGCAGAAAUUUCUGGGCAGAUUCUAG
This is a messenger RNA of Liolophura sinensis, 2226 nucleotides long. RefSeq lists its product as uncharacterized. The coding region runs from base 1 to 2226 and encodes 741 amino acids. The transcript has 12 exons. The record is from RefSeq and is a predicted model, not a curated record. Gene Ontology annotation, molecular function: xylan 1,4-beta-xylosidase activity; alpha-L-arabinofuranosidase activity. Gene Ontology annotation, biological process: arabinan catabolic process; xylan catabolic process. Lineage: Eukaryota; Metazoa; Mollusca; Polyplacophora; Chitonida; Chitonidae.